Molecule: messenger RNA, 1074 nt
Organism: Anisakis simplex (herring worm)
Lineage: Eukaryota; Metazoa; Nematoda; Chromadorea; Rhabditida; Anisakidae
Source: the annotation of a GenBank genome assembly
AUAACCACUCAAGUUGUCAUCGAAUCGUCAUCCCAUCGCACGGAUGAUGUAUCUGUCGAUGACGAUGAUGAAGAAGUUGACGUGGAGAGAUGCGAUUUUGACUCUGAUGGACCACCGCAACUGCUCGAUUUAUCGUGCAGGUUUUUCGUCACGAUCGGCUCNCUACCGUUCGGUACGGAUGCAAUUGAGGCCGAAGAACUAACCGAUCUGAGUAAACAGCCACCGUCCAUGCUCGUCGUCCCAGAACUCUCGCCGGAUCUAUGCGCUCAACUCUCCACUUCUUCAGAAACGCCAUUUCCAGGCUCACCAUCUCUGGCGUUCUCUAAGAUUCUAGACAGUGCUGUGCAGAAAUCAUCAGAUAAAUGUGAAUCUCAAUCACAGUUCGACAUAUCGAAUGAACAUAAUUCCACUGAUGAUUCAACAAUAAUCACAGCACCAAAGGCUAAGAAGUUCGCAUUGAAUCCAUCAUCAUCCUCCUCAGAUACUGACGGUGAAGAAAACGAGUUGGAGAGUCAAAAUUCUGCUGGUACAGAUUCCAAUGAUUCUCCACCAUCAAGUUUCGAAAUCAGUGAGGAUGAACUUGAGCUCGAAAUCGGCUCAUCUUCGUCAUCGUCGUCAUCCGACGAUAGCUGUUGUGAGGAUGAUGGCUAUUACUACUCUGACGGUGAAUACGAUGAAAAUGACUACAAGAAUGUGGCCGACGCGAGGCAGAAUGGCCACCACCACGAUGGUCAGAUGGCCGAAAGCGCUUGUGCUUCUCCUUUUUGUGGUGCUUCUGAAUGUUCCACUCCGCCGCCGAUUGGACGUCAAAUAUCACCGAAUUCACGUCGCAAACGUCGUAAGCGCAAAACGUCCACAUCGCCACGUAGUAGCCUAAUGAGUAGUAGUGCACCACCGUCGUGUCCACGAGCGAAAAAAUGCUGUACGGGCGAUGGUCAGUUGACUGGUCUCAUAUCAGUUUUUGAAUCCGGUUUAUCGGUGAUGGCCGAUCAACUGAUGCAACACGCUCAUCAACACAGUGGUCGUCAUUCUCAUGCUCGUGAUUGUAUGCAUCAUGCUCGCCAUCAUCGUCAU